AUGUACGUCAAGCAAAUUAUCAUCCAAGGCUUUAAAAGCUACAAAGAUCAGACGGUUAUCGAACCGUUCUCUCCCAAGCACAAUGUGAUUGUCGGUCGCAAUGGUUCCGGCAAAAGUAACUUCUUCGCCGCUAUUCGGUUCGUCCUCAGUGAUGCCUAUACUCAUAUGGGUAGGGAGGAGCGACAGGCUCUACUACACGAAGGGUCUGGCUCCGCAGUCAUGUCGGCUUACGUCGAGAUCAUCUUCGAUAACUCCGACGACCGAUUUCCCACAGGGAAGCCCGAGGUGGUGCUUCGUCGAACGAUCGGUUUGAAGAAAGAUGAAUAUACCCUUGAUCGCAAAAACGCGACAAAGAAUGACGUGAUGAAUCUGCUCGAGUCCGCCGGUUUCUCGCGAUCGAACCCUUACUACAUUGUUCCCCAGGGUCGAGUUACGGCUUUGACUAACAUGAAAGACUCUGAACGUUUGAACCUUCUCAAAGAAGUCGCAGGAACCCAGGUGUACGAAGCGCGCCGUGCGGAAUCCUUGAAAAUCAUGCACGAGACCAACAGCAAGCGAGCGAAAAUCGACGAGCUUCUGGACUUCAUUAACGAACGACUUGCCGAGCUGGAGGAAGAGAAAGACGAACUUCGAAACUAUCAAGACAAGGACAAGGAAAGAAGAUGCUUGGAAUAUACUAUUUAUUCUCGCGAGCAACAGGAAAUUGCUGGUGUUCUCGACAGCCUUGAAGAGCAGAGGCAAACCGGCGUCGAAGAUACAGACAUGAACCGUGACCGCUUCAUUCAGGGUGAGAAGGAUAUGGCUCAGAUUGACGCAGAAAUCGCGGAGUGCAAGCAGCAGAUCGAGUUCCUGAAAGUGGACAAAUCUCAACUGGAAGAUGAACGCCGUGAAGCCUCGAAAGCUCUUGCGCAGGUCGAACUGCAAGCCAAAUCGCUCUCUGACAACCAAGUUGCUGCGCAGUCAUUGAAGGCGCGUCGGGACGAAGAUUUGCAAUCCGUUCAGGCUGCAAUUCAAGAGCGUGAAAGCGAACUCCAGGAACUCAUUCCUCGCUUCAACUCUGCUAAGGACCAUGAAGACAAUGUUAAGGCGCAGCUCAAUGAAGCUGAGACAUCACGCCAACGACUAUACGCCAAGCAGGGCCGAAAUUCACGAUUCAGGAAUAAGUCGGAGCGGGACAAGUGGCUCAACGCGGAAAUCAAGGAAAACUACAACUCUGUCUCGACAGUUCAGGGGGUGAUGUCGCAAACCCAGGAGGAUAUCAAGGAACUUGAGAGUGAUAUCGCGUCACUGGAGCCGGAAACUGAACGUAUUCGCAACCAAAUCGACGGCAGAGGAGACACGAUCCACUCAGUGGAGGAACAGGUCCAAUCUGCAAAGGACGAGAGAGACCGAUUAAUGGACCAGAGAAAAGAACUUUGGAGAGAAGAGGCAAAACUUGAUUCUGUGCUCUCAAAUGCCUCUCAGGAAGUCGAUCGAGCAGAUCGCAACCUUUCACACAUGAUGGAUCACAACACGAGUCGCGGAAUUGCUGCUGUCCGUAGGAUUAAGCGCCAGCACAACCUCGAAGGUGUAUAUGGGACGAUGGCCGAAUUGUUUGAAGUGAAUGAUCGAUACCGAACUGCUGUCGAAGUUACGGCAGGCCAGAGUCUGUUCCACUACAUUGUCGACACGGAUGAAACCGCUACCAAGGUUUUGGAGAUCUUGCAAAGCGAGAAGGCCGGGAGAGUUACAUUCAUGCCUUUGAACAGAUUGAGAAACAGGCCCACCAAUAUGCCCAGGGCAAGUGACACGAUUCCCAUGAUUGACAAGUUGCAGUUUGACCCUGCCUAUGAAAGAGCGUUCCAACAUGUGUUUGGCAAAACUAUCAUUUGUCCGAACUUGCAGGUUGCAUCUCAGUAUGCACGCAGUCAUGGUGUCAAUGCUAUCACCCCUGAGGGUGAUCGAUCUGAUAAGAGAGGUGCCCUUACCGGUGGUUUCCAUGAUUCUCGGUCAUCCCGUCUUGACGCAGUCAAGAACUUGGCAAAGUGGAGGGAUGAGCAUGAAACCAAAAAGAACCGUGGGUCGGAAAUCCGGAAAGAACUUGAAAAGCUGGAUCAAGUCAUCACUAGAGCUGUUGGUGAGCUGCAGAAGCUUGAGCAACAGAGACAGCAAGUACAGAAUAGUAGCGGGCCACUGCGACAGGAGUUGAGGAGCAAGCGCGACCUCCUUCAGAAGAAGAAUGACAACCUUGAUGCUAAACGGCGAGCUCUGCGGAACAUUGAGACAAACUUGGCUGCUCUGAGCGACCAGAUCAAAUCUUUCGAAGCCGAAUUGAGUUCGCCCUUCCAGAAAGCCCUCAGCAGUGAAGAAGAAGCACGCCUAGAGUCUCUCAGUGGUGAAGUCCAGGAACUUCGAAAACAAUACCAAGAACUCUCUGGCCAACGCAGCGAGUUGGAGGCCCGGAAAUCAAUCCUUGAGGUCGAGCUUCGAGAAAACCUCAACCCGCGUCUUGACCAACUUGUCGGCCAGGAUCUCGAUAUGGCGGAUGAUGACUCGCAAGGCAACUUGAAGGAGACACAGCGUGAAAUGAAACGCCUCAGCAAGAGCUUAGAAAAGCUCGGUCAGCGUCUCCAACAGGUUGACGAUUCAAUUGAGCAAGGCAACGCCCAGGUGGCUGAGCUGCAGCAAAAGAAUGCAGACACUCGACGAGAAUUGGAGGAUCUGGCGAAGUCGAUCGAGAAGCAUCAACGUCGCAUGGAGAAGAGCAUGCAGAAGAAGGCUGCCUUGACAAAGCAGGCUGCUGAAUGUGCUGCUAACAUCCGUGACUUGGGAGUUCUCCCAGACGAGGCUUUCACCCGGUACAAGAAUGCCGACUCCAACACAGUUGUCAAGAAGUUGCAUAAGACCAACGAAUCCCUCAAAAAAUACUCGCAUGUCAACAAGAAGGCGUUCGAACAAUACAACAGCUUCACGAAGCAACGCGAAACCCUCACCACGCGACGAGAGGAACUGGAUGCGUCUCAGAAAUCGAUCGACGACCUCAUUAGUGUGCUUGACCAGAGAAAAGACGAAGCUAUCGAACGAACGUUCAAGCAGGUGUCCCGCGAAUUCCACAAUGUUUUCGAAAAGCUCGUACCAGCAGGCCGUGGACGUCUGAUCAUCCAACGAAAGACCGACCGUGCUCUUCGACAGGAUGACGAGCUCGAUUCAGAUGAUGAACAAGCCCGGGAGAGCGUGGAGAACUACAUCGGUGUUGGUAUCAGCGUGAGCUUCAACAGUAAACAUGAUGACCAGCAGCGCAUCCAACAGCUAAGUGGUGGACAGAAGAGUCUUUGCGCCCUUGCCUUGGUCUUUGCAAUCCAGGCGUGUGAUCCAGCACCAUUCUACCUCUUCGAUGAAAUCGAUGCCAACCUCGACGCGCAGUACCGAACCGCUGUGGCACAGAUGCUCAAAUCCAUUUCAGAUGCGACCAACGGACAGUUCAUCUGUACCACCUUCCGUCCAGAGAUGCUACAUGUAGCCGAGAAGUGCUACGGAGUCAGCUUCCGACAGAAGGCCAGUACGAUUGAUGUCGUGUCGAGAGAAGAAGCACUUAAGUUUGUUGAAGAGCAGAAGUCAUAG
Aspergillus wentii DTO 134E9 is the source of this 3600-nucleotide messenger RNA. Its product is annotated as chromosome segregation protein SMC. The transcript has 5 exons. Lineage: Eukaryota; Fungi; Ascomycota; Eurotiomycetes; Eurotiales; Aspergillaceae. The record is from RefSeq and is a predicted model, not a curated record. The coding region runs from base 1 to 3600 and encodes 1199 amino acids. Gene Ontology annotation, biological process: mitotic sister chromatid cohesion. Gene Ontology annotation, molecular function: ATP binding; double-stranded DNA binding; ATP hydrolysis activity. Gene Ontology annotation, cellular component: chromosome.